Messenger RNA from Dacryopinax primogenitus, 1383 nucleotides. RefSeq lists its product as uncharacterized. The transcript is spliced from 3 exons. Gene Ontology annotation, cellular component: preribosome, small subunit precursor. The coding region runs from base 1 to 1383 and encodes 460 amino acids. Gene Ontology annotation, molecular function: RNA endonuclease activity. Lineage: Eukaryota; Fungi; Basidiomycota; Dacrymycetes; Dacrymycetales; Dacrymycetaceae. The record is from RefSeq and is a predicted model, not a curated record. Gene Ontology annotation, biological process: maturation of SSU-rRNA; ribosomal small subunit biogenesis.
AUGACUACACCAGCCAACGCAAGCACGUCAAAACCACGGAUCAAGCACCUCGUAUUGGAUGCGGGGCCGCUCCUCACAUUUACCCCUCUCAGGGGCUUGGCGGAGAACUACUAUACCACACCACAAAUCGUGGAAGAGCUAAAGGAUCCUCGUGCCAGGGAGCACUUCCAGAAUCUGAGCUUAACAGCUGGCGUGCACCUUCAAGUGCGACAGCCAGAUAUACUUUCCGUGUCACAAGUGACGAUCACAGCGAAGAAGACUGGAGAUUAUGCCGUCCUCUCGCAGGCUGACGUAGGCGUGAUUGCCCUCACACAUGAGUUGGCUACCGAAGAAACCACAAACAAUGCGAUUGAAUCACAGAUUUUAAGCAAUGAGUGCGGUCUGCACGGCGCAGAGAAUGUCGGUGUACUUGCGGAAGAUGAUGGACCUCAAAAUGCCGACGAGGCGAAUUCUGGAGCUAGUUCUGAAGAGGAGGAAGAAGACGAGGAGAACACCGAUGAUGCUUUGGAAGGCACCGAGGAUAUCCAGGGCCAAAUGGAGAACCUUCAUAUCGAGGGGGAAACGAGUCGUCGGACAAAGCCCGAGUCAUCAGACCCCCUACCUUCCGACGACGCUCCAGCGCCGACUGUUGUCGAUGUGGACGAUCCACCAUCAGACGACGGGGAAGGCGAAUGGAUCACACCCUCCAACGUUGAUAGCUACAAGUCCCGGGCGCGCGAGCCUAACGCAUCUGGUACGAAGGCGGACAAUCGACCGAUGAUAGUCGCCUGCAUGACAGCAGAUUAUGCCGUGCAGAACGUUCUUAUGCAUAUGCACCUCAAUCUAGUGACUAUGGAAGGAAAGCGGAUCACCAAGGUGAAAAGCUGGGUGUUGAGAUGCCAUGCUUGUUUCAAGAUAUGCAAGGAUCCCACCAAGAAGUUCUGUCCAUCCUGCGGCAACCCUACGCUGCUGCGUACAUCCGUAUCUACGGAAGCGCCAUCACCUGGCUCACCGAACCAAGAGCCUAUCUUCCGAGUACAUCUCAAGCCGAACUUUCAGUACCGUACACGUGGCACGAUCUAUUCCAUUCCCUUACCAAAACUUGGGCAAGCGAAGGGCGGCGGCACCGGUGGAUCGGGUCUGAUAUUACGCGAGGAUCAGAUAGAGUAUCAGAGGGCCCUCCACAAGGAAAAGGGGAGGCAAGCGAAAGAGGAGCGAGCAAUGGAGAGGGCUAUGGCAGCUGCUGCGAAGGGUGAGCGGCCGAGAGGUCAAGGAACUUGGGAUGACCCCGACUGGAUUCCUGGGCUAUUGUUGGGUGAAGCGGGAAGGAAACGUGGUGGUGGAAUGCCGGCCGUAGGUCAUGGGAGGAGAAAUCCAAAUGAGGCGAGACGGAAAAAGCGAUAG